AUGGCUAGUUUCUCACGGGAUCUGAUCCUUGAGAUCGCGCAGAAUUUAGACGCCAAGUCUCUAUUCAAGCUUUGCGAGACAAGCAGGGAGAACAACAUGCUCCUCAAGACGUAUCAGCGUUCAUUAUCGCAAUUACGUCUGGCAGAAUUCCCUGUUCCGCCUCCUGGUGAUGUGCUCUCUUCAGAGCUAUAUCUUCGACGCCCAAUUAAGCAUGGAAGCUUUCAAAUGCUUCUAGAGUUGGAGAAUCGAAGAUCCCGAGUCAAAGAGAUUCUCACUGCCUCUCCCCACUUCAAUAUUGGGUCACCACCGGGCCUAGGAGAACUCACCAAUCCUCAGCAAGAACGCCUAUGUGCAUUCCUGUACCGUGCAUUUGCACAAUGCGACUAUAUUGCAGAUAUCGCAGCCAAUGUACCUUGCGGAACGCCUGAGGCACAAUGGUAUGGGCACCAAUUCAUGAAAUGGUGGGGUGGGCGUGAGCUAGAACAGGGCUUUCGUGAGAAAGAUCCGUACACGAACUAUCCCGCACGUCCUGCGCAAAAGGAAUAUAUCCGCAACUUAUCCAAACAGGAUUGUAUCAUGAUUUACUAUCUGAUAAAUAUGAUGGGAUCAUGCUUUGUCAAGUCCCGCGAAGAUUGGAUCCUCUCAGAUCCUGUUUUUGACGAGCGUAUUACCGUCUUCGAGGAAUGCGUUCUCCGACAUGGAUCAUGGUAUGCAUGGGCUCACUUCAUGGGAGGCAGCGAAUGGGUAUCUAUGACCAUUGAUAUCGCUAGUGUCGGAAUGACCGAACUCCAUAGGUUUGAGUACGGCAACGAAGAUGCUAUGUGUAGUCUGCUGUCAGUGCUGGUUGAGCGGUUUAAUGAACUGCAUGAGUCCCCGGACAACAGAACUAAGACGGUACAACAGGCUGCUAAGCGUUUGAUCACCGCGGAUAUUGACGAUAGCGAUGAUAGAGAUCAGGAUGAGGAAAACCAAGAAUAG
Molecule: messenger RNA, 978 nt
Organism: Daldinia decipiens
Lineage: Eukaryota; Fungi; Ascomycota; Sordariomycetes; Xylariales; Hypoxylaceae
Exons: 2
Coding region: 1-978 (325 amino acids)
Source: RefSeq, a predicted model, not a curated record